UCGGCAGCGCGAGCAUCGACUGACACCACUCCAGGCCCGAUCAAGAAUAGAUAUGUCCCGUGUCUACGAGGACAUAGACCCGGCAUAUGCUGCCACCUGCAGUGACGUCACACUAUGUUCCAACACCAAGGGUUUCUUCAAGAGUUUGAGCGAUGAACUAGUCGCUAUCGCUGACAAAGGAUGGAUAAAACGGCUGGAGAAUAUGGAAGAAGAGAGAAAGUUACAAGCCAUAAAGGAUAAUAAGGAGAUUAUGGAUGCCCUAGGCGAAGUAUUGUCAAGGAUACAACCAUUGCACAGAGGGAAGGAUGUUAGGGUGUCUCAUGAGCGAUGGCAGGCUGCUAAAGCGGCGAUGGAUACUGAACAACUAAAUAAAGCAUUAGCCCUCGCCACCCAGGCUGUUUUCAAAGCCCCAGUAACAGAUGUCGAUGAGGUCAUAGAAGGUAGCGUCACCUUAGCCAUGGCUCUGUGGCUCCGAUCAGAGAUCUUACUCCGUUUGAAGCGACCCCGAGCGGCGCUGGAAGACCUCAAGAUGGCAUUAAAAGAGCGGUUACCAGCCAAGAUGAGGGCGGAGUACUAUUGGAGGAUGGGCCAGUGUUACAGUGGUGCAGGAGAACCGACUAGAGCAAAGGUAUCCUACGAACUGGCGGCCAGGUUACUGGGCACCAAUCGAGAAGCCCAGGAAAAACUGAAGAAAGAUAUUGAGGCACUUGACUAUACAGUAUUGGCCAAGGAUCCUCCUGAUAAACCUGACAUAAAACUCACAGGAGGGCCUAAGCAGAAUAUGCCAUCAUUGUCAAAGUUGGUGAAAAUUGUCGAAGAGGAAAAUAAGGGCCGGUUCGCAGUGGCCAACGACUGUAUCAAAGCGGGCGAUAUACUUUUGGUGGAUAGCCCUUACGCAGCCUGUUUGCUAGCCGACUAUUAUGGUACUCACUGCUUACACUGUUUUAAGAGAAUAGAAAACUGUGAAGAUACAGCUCCUGUGUGGUGUACAAAAUGUUCUGGAGUAGUUUUUUGCAGUGUCCAGUGUAGGGACACUGCCGUUUCUACAUAUCACAUGUACGAGUGCCAAUUCCUCGAUCUUUUUAUAGGCUCUGGAAUGUCAGUGCUAAGCCAUAUAGCUCUAAGAAUGGUAACACAAACUGGACUAGAUACCUGUAUGUCAAUACAUUCUAAAUAUCUAUCAAAUCAAGUGAAAACAGUAGAAGGAUCAGUUCUUAAUGACAUAGAAGGAGUAGCAAAGAAAUCUAGAAUUAAAACUAGGAAAGAAAGGUUAAAUAGAUCUAAAAGAGGUCUUAAAAGUUUCACUGAAAAAAAUAAAGAGGAAGUUGAAGACAAGAUAGAAGAUAAAAUGAACUUAGAAGAGAAAAUGGAAUUGAAAGCUGCACAAAUAUACUCGCUGUGUACCCAUUCAGAACAGAGGAAAGGAGAGGAUUACCUCAAAAGAGCAAUCAUGGCGAUGUUUCUGACUGAAUGUCUAAAGAAAGCUGGAUUUGUUAAGAAACAGGCGUCCUAUGAUUUAGCUAAAGUGGAGAAUUCAAUAUGCGAGUUGAUAAUUCGGAACCUGCAACUGCUGCAAUUCAAUGCCCACGAGAUCUUUGAGACACUCCGCGGGGAGCACAUGUUCACUGGCUCCAAACCGGUGUAUCUAGCUGUUGGCAUAUAUCCCACUGGAGCAUUGUUCAAUCACGAAUGUUAUCCGGCUGUUGCUAGGUACUUCGAUGGUAAAAACAUUGUCCUGCGAGCUACCCGACCGCUGAGCCCUGGUGAAGUGGUAUCAGAAAAUUAUGGCCCUCACUUCCUAAUGCGUGGACUCAAAGAACGGCAGCGGGCACUAACAUGCCGGUAUUGGUUCCGCUGUGAAUGUGCAGCGUGUAAAGAAGACUGGCCUACUCUUAAACAGCUGAGUGACGCCCCGCCUAGCCUCAGAUGUCACAACUUGGAUUGUACGGGCAAGUUUCGACCCCUCCCACAGUGCAUGCCCGACACUUGUAUCAAGUGUUCUACGCCAAUCGACAAAGAACUUGUGGAUAUUAACUUGGAUAAUGUGAAAAGGUGCUGCGAACGAUAUAAGGAGGGUACCAAACUUAUGAACGCAGAACGCCUCGAUGAUGCUCUCACAGUAAUGUGUGAUGCAAUAAAUACGUACCAUGAAGUUGCGCGCGCGCCACACAAGGAAACCCAACUAGCUCAGGAGUCGCUCAGAACAUGCUUUGCAUUUUACGGUAAUGUACAUAAAGUACAAAGUGGAACUAGCGAUGAACUAACUAAGAAGGUAGCAGAGACCAAGAUUACUUAGAAUACCUCUCAGUGUAACA
This is a messenger RNA of Achroia grisella, 2315 nucleotides long. RefSeq names its product SET and MYND domain-containing protein 4 (gene Smyd4-2). NCBI's taxonomy places the organism in Eukaryota, Metazoa, Arthropoda, Insecta, Lepidoptera, Pyralidae. The transcript has 13 exons. The coding region runs from base 53 to 2296 and encodes 747 amino acids. The record is from RefSeq and is a predicted model, not a curated record. Gene Ontology annotation, molecular function: protein binding.